AUGCCACGACUUGAGCAGUUGCCUAUGGAACUCCUGCUGGCGAUCUCUGACCACCUGGAUCCUCUAUCGGUGGCCAGUCUCGGACAAACCUCCCGGAGGCUCAACGGUACGUUGCAACGUCCCCUGGCCAGAGCUGCCAAGCAGCAUGCCCUCGCUGAUGAAGCUGAGUACAAACAGCGAAUUAGAUUUCACGAUGGAAAGGGUAUUCGCACUCUCAAACGGACGCACAGGGUGCCUUCCCAGCCGCUUGUUCAAGCCGUCCAGCGUCAUCAUCUCAACAAGGUAAGAAACUACCUAGAAGCAGGUGUCGACCCGAACGCAUAUGACUUGGACGGACACCGCAUGCUUUCACUGGCAGUCCGCGCCAAGGACGAGCCAAUCGUGGAUCUUCUGCUCGAGCACGGUGCUAACCCUGCUUUGAAUGACGUGUGCGCGCCAUAUACCUCGCCUCUCCUUGACGCAAUAAAAAUGGGCGAUGAGAUGGUCAAAAAGCUGAUCAGCAUAGGAGCUGAUUAUACUCAAGUAAGGGUCAUACACUCCCUCGCUGGUCGUUGCAGUCUGGAUGUCAUCAAACUUACCAUUGACAAAGGUGCAGACUUUAGACAAACCAGUCUUGAUGGCAGGACGGCGAUCCACCACGCUGCAACAAAUGUUAACCACCCGGAUGUCCUUGAAUACCUCGUUGGUAAGUACCCUGAGCUGCUUUCCUCCCAGCCUGCCAGGACAUUUCUCUGGUCAGCCAUCUAUAACGGCCGCACUGAACUCGUCAAAAUUCUCAUCACAGCCGGUGUUGACAUCGCUGGCGAUACCCCCGUCCACGCUACCCUUGCUAGUCGUUGCAGUUUGGAUAUCGUCAAAGCCGCCAUUGAGAAAGGUGCAGGCUUUGGACAAAUUAGCCCUGAUGGCAGAACUAUGAUCCACUAUGCUGCGACAAAUACUGACCACCCAGACGUCCUCAAAUUUCUUACUGAAAAGUACCCUGAGCUGCUUUCCUCCCAGUCGACAAGUGGCAAGACAGCUCUCUGGUCAGCGCUCUAUGAGGGCAAUGCCGAACUCGCUAAAAUUCUCAUCACAGCCGGUAUUGACAUCAACGUUAGGGACCACGCCGGCAAAACCGCCCUCCAUGCCGCCCUCGAAUUCAGCCAUCAGGCCGUUUACCAAUCAAGGGAAUAUGUUGGCCGAGAAAUUGCGGAGAGAAGUAUAUCGAUCGCCACCGCGCUGCUCGAGCAUGGAAUCCAGGUUGGCUUCCCCGAUCAACGGGGCCUCACAGAGCUCCACCAUGCGGUGCGCCAGAACGGGCACUAUUGCUUGCACAAGAGCAUGCCGAGUAUCGUGCGUCUGCUGCUUUCCAGGAGUACAGUAGACGUCAACGCGCUAGGUCCUGGUGGCCUGACUCCUCUGCAUCUUGCGGCUAGAGUCGGCUGGCUGAAGGUCGUGAGGAUUCUCGUCGAGGAGGGCAAUGCGGACGUCACCGAGACGGAUAAUUAUGGUAAGGCGCCUGCACAUCUUGCACUGGAGUGCCCCGCUGUCUUGAAAUAUCUCUCGCGGAGGGCAGCUAGCAGACCCUCUGUCAUCUAG
This is a messenger RNA of Aspergillus pseudoviridinutans, 1578 nucleotides long. RefSeq names its product F-box domain and ankyrin repeat protein. Bases 1 to 1578 code for a protein of 525 amino acids. NCBI's taxonomy places the organism in Eukaryota, Fungi, Ascomycota, Eurotiomycetes, Eurotiales, Aspergillaceae. Gene Ontology annotation, molecular function: protein binding. The transcript has a single exon. The record is from RefSeq and is a predicted model, not a curated record.